AUGAGAAAUAUAGCAAUUAUAUCAUCACAAUUUGGUUAUUUCAUUGGUACAUAUCCAACACAAACAAUUGGUGUAGCAUUAAUACUUUGCUUUUCAAUUCUUAUCACAUUCGUAUUUCAUCCGCCAAUUAUCGAAACGGAUAUACGACACGGAUUUGUGCACCGGAACAGUCGAGCAGUUCUUGAAUUUCAGCGUUUCGCAGAAUUUUAUAAUUCCUCAUGGAUGGAUAUUGAAAUGAUGGUUGUACUGAUUAAACCAAAAUAUUCAAAUGAUAAGGUUCUCCAAAUUACACCUCAAUUAUGUGACCAGAUAAAACAACUUGAAUUACACAUUCAAUCAUUCGAAGUCCCAAAUAGUGUGAAACCAAUUAAAUAUAAUGAAUUUCGUGUACCUGGUGGUAACCUUAAUUACUUCUUCGAUGCUUUCAAGUUCGGCUAUGAUCUUUUAACUCGUCAAAAUAAAACAGAUGGAUCAGUUGUGUUGACAUACCCACAAGGAUCAAUUUUUGGUCAUCAUGUCUCUCUGGCGUCACAUUUUUUUGGAGUUAAACUUGUUGAAAAUUACACAGAAAAGGGUUUACCAACAGCAAUGGAAUCAGCUGCGACAAUUUCGUUAUUUUUUAUGGUAAAAGCUGAUGGAAUUUUACAAAAAUAUCGUUUACGCCACUGGCAACUUGCAUUGAAUGAAUUAAGCGAAACCGGAAAUUAUUCCGAUUUAUUUGUUUUUUAUAUUUACGGCGACCAGAUUGCAAAUGCUGAAAUGGAAAGAGGAAAUUUAAAAUCACUGAAAUUAUUUGCAAUUGGUGCAUUUAUAAUGAUUGUUUACAUCGCAUUUAUUUUACGUAUGUUUUCAAUUAAAAGUAAGAUUUUGCUUACGUUAGCAUCAAUUUUCUCACCUCUAUUAGCAACGAUCGUUUCAUUUUCAUUAGCACAAUGGUUUGGAAUAUCAAUCACAUCAAUUAAUGGCUUUAUACCAUUGCUAAUGAUUGGAAUCGGUGUUGACGAUGCAUUUCUUUUAAUUCAUGCCUGGCAAGACUGCGCUUCAAUUUCAGACAAGCGAAACCGUAUGGCAAGUGUGAUCACUGCAGCUGGGCCAAGUAUAAGUAUUACAACAAUUACUAAUAUUCUUGCAUUUGCUGUUGGCGCAAUUACUGCAUCACCUACGAUGAGUUCAUUUUGCUCAUGUAUGUUAAUAGCAAUUACAUUAGAUUAUAUCCUUGAAUUGACCAUUUUUGCCCCAGUACUUGCUCUUACGACAAAAUUUGAGCGCGGUGAUCAAUCUGAAAAGCGACAAUCAUUUUGCUAUUCGUCACAGUGUUGGAUUUUACUUUCUCGAUUUGUUAUUUCUAAAGUUGGCCUAGUGACUAUUGCUGCUAUGCAAAUAAUUUUGUACAUUGUUGCUACUGUGGGUAUAAUGCAGAUGAAAGCAAACUUUGACCCCACCAGAGCAUUCUUGUCUGACUCAAAAUUAAUUACAUGUGUAGAAAUUGUUAAUUCCAUUUAUCGUGAGUAUGUUCCGACAGUUUUCGUUGUCAACAAUCCACCUGACAUUAGCAACAGUACACAGUAUGAUGAGUUCAUGGAGUUAGUUGACAGACUGGAAGAACUUCCUUCGUCAUACGGAGCAGAGAGGACAUUACUGUGGCUUCGAGACUAUGUCAAAUACCUUGAGAAGAAAAGGAAAAGAUCUGGCUCUCAUAAUACUAAUUUUACCUAUCAAUAUGUACCCGAGUUUCUCACUAGCAAAUUUUUGGCUGAUAAGAAUGUUUUGCAUUAUCAUAUCGUUGAUAGGCAUGUUAUUUCUUACCUAUCCUUGCAUUCAGUUAUCGUUGAUAGCUUUUUAUUCAUAAUGGUUUCAUGCGGGAAAGGUGGAUGGACACGACGAGCUCAUUUCGUCGAUCCAAUUCGAUCUAUUUUGGAUGAAUAUCCACAUUAUAAUGUUACUUUGUUUGAUUACGAUGGAACAAUUUUUGAUCUGAUAUCAAAUGUUAAGCACGAACUGAUCAAAGCAGUAAUAAUUACAAUGGUAUGCAUUAUGCUCAUAUGCUACAUAUUCAUAACAAAAUUACUUUCAACAGUUGUCGCAUCAUUUACCAUUUUCUCAAUAUUCUACUGUUUGAUAGGAAUUUUAAGUUUAAUUGGCCUUGAUUUGGAUCCAAUAACGAUGAUUGUUGUACUAAUUGCUAUUGGAUUCAGUGUUGAUUUUACGGCUCACACAUGUUAUCACUUUUACCACUAUGAUAAUUCGGCACAUAAUUCCAAUAAAUGCAAUGAUUAUCGGACACGAAAACUUGCUGACAUAUACUUUGUCGUUGGUGAACCAAUUGUUGAAGGUGCUGCAUCGACCAUCCUAUGCAUGUUACCAGUGUUUGCAAUUUCAACUGAAUUAAUCAAAUCUCUCGCUAAAACAAUUGUAACUGUAAUAUUAUUAGGUAUUUUUCAUGCUAUAAUAAUAGUACCUGCAAUAUUAUCAUUACGUAUCAAUAAAACGGAUAAGAAUGAAGGAAGCAUUAUGGUAACUAAUCAUAAUACUACUGUCCAAUCAGAAUGUAAAAAUGAAACUGUAAUGUGA
Brugia malayi is the source of this 2571-nucleotide messenger RNA. RefSeq names its product protein C24B5.3, putative (gene Bma-ptr-13). Gene Ontology annotation, cellular component: cytoplasmic vesicle membrane; plasma membrane. The transcript has 17 exons. Gene Ontology annotation, biological process: endocytosis; transmembrane transport; molting cycle, collagen and cuticulin-based cuticle. Bases 1 to 2571 code for a protein of 856 amino acids. The record is from RefSeq and is a predicted model, not a curated record. Lineage: Eukaryota; Metazoa; Nematoda; Chromadorea; Rhabditida; Onchocercidae. Gene Ontology annotation, molecular function: transmembrane transporter activity.